Messenger RNA from Echinostoma caproni, 288 nucleotides. NCBI's taxonomy places the organism in Eukaryota, Metazoa, Platyhelminthes, Trematoda, Plagiorchiida, Echinostomatidae. The record is from the annotation of a GenBank genome assembly.
AUGGAGCAGGAGGGUUCCGAUGUGGCAACUGAGAUCGGCUGUGAUGAUCACAAUGCCGAUGGAGAUCAAAUCUCAAAACAUCCACAGACAGAAGCUGACUCAGCUGCCGAAGAUAGCAAUACAAACUUGCUGAAAGAUGGUAAGAAGCUACCUCCUCCUGCGAUUUGUUUAUUGGGAGCGAGAUCGGCCGUUGACAAAAUGCGUUUGCUUCUCGAAUUUCAGGCUGACAAUUGGAAUGAGCUUGACGAACUCGAAGAUGCAUGGCGCAGUUUGUAUGGUCAACUUUGA